This is a messenger RNA of Salvia hispanica, 1215 nucleotides long. RefSeq names its product protein LIKE COV 2-like. The record is from RefSeq and is a predicted model, not a curated record. Gene Ontology annotation, cellular component: Golgi apparatus. NCBI's taxonomy places the organism in Eukaryota, Viridiplantae, Streptophyta, Magnoliopsida, Lamiales, Lamiaceae.
UCUUCAAUAACACUCAACACCACGCUUUUUUUUUUCUCCUCCAUUUUUCCGAUCCAUCAAAAUUCCCAAAUUUUAUCAACUGCUAAUACUGAAAUCCCUAAUUUCCCGAUUGCAAGAACUCCUGCGAUAUCGGCUCGUGCCUAUUGUUGGCUACAAUGGCAGAGGAGAAGGACGCUACGUCGGUGCCGCUGAGUCAAAGCGUUGGCGAAGAUGAAGAAGGGCCAGAUCCCGAAGAUCCGUUAAAAUCUUCUUCUACUUCUCCCGAUUCUUCCACUCGUAGUGUUAGUGCUUGCUGUUUUGUUCUUCAAAGCUGGGUUUCAAAAAAGUUUAUGACCGGAUGCAUAGUUCUAUUCCCAGCUGCUGUUACAUUUUUUGUGACUUGGUGGUUCGUUCAAUUUGUUGAUGGUUUCUUCAGUCCUCUAUAUGAACAGCUGGGCAUUGAGAUAUUUGGACUUGGAUUUGUGACAUCAUUACUUUUUGUAUUCCUUGUUGGUGUAUUUGUUUCAUCAUGGCUGGGGGCUUCAGUGAUAUGGCUUGGAGAAUGGUUUAUAAAGCGAAUGCCAUUUGUUAGACACAUUUACUCAGCUUCCAAGCAGAUUAGCUCCGCAAUUUCUCCUGACCAAAAUACUACUGCAUUUAAGGAAGUGGCAAUUAUACGCCAUCCACGUGUGGGUGAAUAUGCAUUUGGCUUUAUCACUUCCUCAGUCGUCCUACAGAGAGAUGACGGAGAUGAAGAAUUAUGCAGUGUUUUUGUCCCUACAAAUCACUUGUACAUUGGUGAUAUAUUCUUGGUUAGUUCCAGCGAGAUUAUUAGGCCCAAUUUGUCUAUUCGUGAAGGGAUAGAAAUAAUCGUUUCUGGAGGAAUGACAAUGCCACAAAGGAUCAUGCCAAUCUCGUCAAUUGAAAGAGUUGCUCGACCAGGAGAACGGAUUCCGCUCACCAGACUUGUGUAGGCAACAGCCUACUGAUUUUGCAGUUAUAAGAACAUGGAGAUGGGUGGUCGAAUGAACAAGCAUUUGUACAAAGUAGAGGAUAAGAAAAACUACAUAUUGUGGUCUACUGUGUUUCGAUCCUAGAAGUGUGCGACAAACGUAGAGUUCAUGCCACGCUUUCGAAUUGUAAACCUUUGAAGAUGAUGAAACUGAAUGUUGUUGUGAAUCUAAUCGACUGAACAAUGGCAUGUGAAUGAUACAUUUAUGUCUGUACAUUUUUGUA